Messenger RNA from Bombus pascuorum, 7559 nucleotides. It is a transcript of the gene mbc, whose product is annotated as dedicator of cytokinesis protein 1. NCBI's taxonomy places the organism in Eukaryota, Metazoa, Arthropoda, Insecta, Hymenoptera, Apidae. Gene Ontology annotation, molecular function: guanyl-nucleotide exchange factor activity; small GTPase binding. Gene Ontology annotation, biological process: small GTPase-mediated signal transduction; cell migration. The transcript is spliced from 21 exons. The record is from RefSeq and is a predicted model, not a curated record. Gene Ontology annotation, cellular component: cytoplasm; plasma membrane. Bases 170 to 6160 code for a protein of 1996 amino acids.
GUCUUCGUGUUCUCAUCAUCGUGAUAACAUCCAAGCACUGGUCAUCCUGUUUUGCAUUAUAGUUGUGUUAGAUGUCAAGAUAAAAAAGUCGUAUUUUGUUCGCACAACAAAUGUGCGUAUCGAAAUGUAAUUAGUGUACAUACCUUGUUAUAAUAAGCUUUUAAUUAAAAUGACAAUGGCAUGGAAGCAAGUUAAAGAACACUUAGGAGUUGCUAUACAUAACUUUGUACAUGGGACUCCUUAUGCAAUGCAAUUAACUGUUGGAGAAAUGGUACAGAUAUUAGAAGAAUAUGGAGAUUGGUAUUAUGGACGUAGUAAAUUUAAAGGGACAUGUGGGAUUUUCCCAAAAUCUUAUAUACACAUUUUACAACAAUCGGUGAAUAUGGACUGUUUAAUACAUGAAAUCACUAAUGUUUUACGAGAAUGGGGACACCAUUGGAAGCAUCUAUAUGUAAUUCAUUCUAUGCACUUCAAAACAAUGCAACAACAGAUUUUAGAGUUAAUAGGAUAUAGAAGCAAAAUUCUAAGUGGCACAUUGACAGUAGAUGAAUUAAAGGAUGUGAAAAGAUUAGCAACAGCUAGAAUUGAUACUGGUAAUCAAUUAUUGGGCAUGGAUAUGGUUGUACGUGAUGAUCAAGGGAAUGUUCUUAAUCCUGAAGAAACAAGUACAAUUCAAUUAUAUUAUCAUCAUGAAACAGCUGCAGAAAGAAUAAGAAAGGCAGCUAAUGAUACAAAACAUAAGCCUUCAAAACCACAAGCACCAGUAUACUCACAUAUCUUCUUUAUUAGUGUAAGAAACUUCGUAUGUAAAAUGGCAGAAGAUGUAGAAUUGUUAUUAACUUUGUACGAUGGGAGAGAAAUGAAAGCUGUUACUGAAAAUUAUGUUGUGUCAUGGAGCAAGGAAGGACUUGCCAGAGACAUAGAUCAAUUACACAAUCUUCGAGUUUUAUUUACAGACCUUGGUUCUCGAGAUUUAACUAGAGAUAAAGUUUACUUAGUUUGUUAUGUAAUUAGAGUAGGAGGUAUGGAAGCUAAAGAUGCUGAUCAUCGACGUUCAAGCGUAGCACAAACUAAUCAAAAAGUCAAAAAUACUGAAAAUAUGAGAAGACCAUUUGGUGUAGCAGCAAUGGAUAUUACUUUAUACAUUACUGGUAAACUUGAGGGUGAUUCAGAUCAUCAUCAUUUUAUUCCAUUUGUACAAUGUUGUGAGAAAGAAAGUUUGGAUGGUACAUUACGUAGAAUUCUUUCCCAAAAAGAAAUAAAUAUUCAAAAAAGUAGUAAUGGCAAUAGUGGCAGCUUUGCUGGUGGUCAAGGUUUAUGGGCUAGCUUAAAGUUGCUUAGGGGAGAUCCAAAACAAGUACGUGAUGAAAAUCCACAUCUAGUACUUGGUAAUGUUGCUAUUGCAAGAAAAAUGGGAUUUCCAGAAGUUAUUUUACCAGGUGAUGUGAGGAAUGAUUUGUACCUCACAUUGAUUAGUGGUGAAUUUAAUAAAGGAUCAAAGUCUACAGAUAAAAAUGUUGAAGUUACAGUUAAAGUAUGCAAUGAGUUUGGUGUACCAAUACCAGGAGUUAUGACAUUAGGUGGUGGAGCUUCACCUAUUGAUGAAUAUCAUAGUGUUAUUUAUUAUCAUGAAGAUAAACCUAGAUGGUGUGAAACAUUUAAAAUUGCUAUUCCAAUUGAAGAAUUUAAACAAGCACAUUUAAAAUUUACAUUUAAACAUCGAAGUUCAAAUGAAGCAAAAGAUAAAUCCGAAAAACCUUUUGCCUUAAGUUAUGUGAAAUUGAUGCAGCGUAAUGGAACAACAUUGCAAGAUAUACAGCAUGAGCUACUAGUUUAUAAAUUAGACCAAAAGAAAUAUGAAGAAAUUGAUAUUUCAUAUUUGAAAUUGCCAUCUACAAGGGGUGAAUUGGUUGAAUUAAAUUUAGAAAAAAAACCAACAUUAGGAGCGCUUACUUUAAGUAGUAAAGACAGUUUUCUGAUAGCGACUAAUAUUUGUUCAACAAAAUUAACGCAAAAUGUAGAUUUAUUAGGUUUAUUGAACUGGGCAUCGCACAAUACAAAUUUAAGAGAAUCUCUGAUUGCUUUAAUGAAAGUUGAUGGUGAAGAAGUAGUGAAGUUCCUACAGGAUGUUUUAGAUGCUUUGUUUAACAUAUUAAUGAGUAAUUCAGAUAGUGACGUUUAUGAUGAUAUGGUGUUUGAAUGUUUAUUAUAUAUUAUUGGGCUUGUGUCUGAUAGAAAAUACCAACAUUUUCAACCAGUAAUGGAUUUGUAUAUUUCUGAGAGUUUCUCUGCAACGCUCGCAUACAAAAAAUUGAUUAGUGUAUUACGUAAACGUAUAGAUAAUGCAACUAAUAAUGACGGACAAGAACGUGAUAUAUUACUCAAGACAAUGAAAAGUCUUCAAUACUGCAUGAGAUUUGUUGUAGAAUCCCGUCUUUUAUUUACUGCGUUAAAUCAAGAUGAAGAGGAGUUCUCUCAAACUUUAACAGAAUUAUUGAGAUCUAUAGUUGAACUCAUGAGGCACGAAACAGAUAGUACUUUAUUAGUUCAAGGAGCAUGCUUGAAAUAUUUACCAACUACUAUACCCCAUUUGUUACGAGUAUAUAGUGGCAAGCAGUUGAGCACAAUUUUGACUGACUUAUUAGUUACUUUACCAGUAGGAAGAUUAACUAAACAAAAAAUGAUGACAGUGAAUGAUAUUGUUCAUAGCCCCCUUUUUUUAAGUGCAGAAUGCAGAGCAAUUUUGUUACCUAGAAUUAUUAUUUUGGUUCGUGAUUUAUUGGAAGCUAAAGAAGAGGGGCUGUCAAGUACGCCUGGAAAUAGCGUGGCGAAGGUAGCCAGGCUGCUCGGCGAAAAACGACACCGACUCAACCAGCACCGUGGCUACUCUGAAGAGGUAGAAUUGUGUGUCAAGAUUUUAUCUGACAUCCUGGAAUUAACAUUUAGGAAAGAUAUAGGAAGCACUAUACAGGAUGUGAAACAAAUUAUGCUUACUGCUCUACGGACCAUUAUACAGACAGUUAUAUCAAUGGAUAGAGAAAAUCCAUUAGUAGGAAAUUUAGUUUCAAUUAUGUUAGCAAUAUUCAGACAAAUGACACAACAUCAUUAUGAAAUUUAUAUAAAUCACUUUGGAACUAAAUUUGAUUUGCUUGAUUUCCUCAUGGAAAUAUUAUUAGUAUUUAAAGAUUUAGUAUCAAAAAGUGUAUUUCCAGGAGACUGGUGUGAAAUGAUUAUGCUUCAAAAUAGUAUAAUUUUAAAGUCAUUGCGUUAUUUCUCGGGUACUAUUAGGGAUUAUUUUUUUACUGAUUUUGAACAGCAAGCUUGGUCCAAUUUUUUUCAUUGUGCAAUUGCGUUUUUGACUCAACCAGCCUUACAGUUGGAAACAUUCACGCCAUCAAAACGCAAUCGUAUUGUUUUACGCUAUAAUGAUAUGCGAAGAGAAACAGCGUUUGAAAUACGAUCAAUGUGGUUUAAUUUAGGACAGUAUAAAAUAUUAUUUGUUCCGGGUUUAGUUGGAGCAAUAUUAGAAAUGGCAUUAAUUCCAGAAAGUGAAUUAAGAAAAGCUACUAUUCCUAUAUUUUUUGAUAUGAUGCAAUGUGAAUUUUAUAGUUCACGUAUUGUUGAAGGAUAUGGUGAUACUAAACGUGAUCCGGCUCACAUAAAAGCUAAUUUCACAGAAUAUGAAAAUGAAAUGAUUGCAAAAUUAGAUAUAUUGGUUGAAGGAGGCAGAGGAGAUGAACAAUUUCGUUUGCUUUGGAUUCAAGUAAUGGGUAAUCUUUGUGAAAAGCACUCAACUAUGCGAGAACAAGGAUUACGCUUUGUUGAUACAGUAGCUAAACUUAUGGAACGCCUAUUACAAUAUCGUGAUAUCAUACAUGCUGAGUCUCAGGAACAUAGAAUGCUGUGUAUUGUAAACUUACUAGAAUUUUACUCUGAAAUAAAUAGAAAAGAAAUGUAUAUUAGAUAUGUGAAUAAGCUUUGUGAGCUACAUUUGGAGUGUGACAACUACACUGAAGCAGCAUAUUCUUUGAAACUUCAUAGUCAAUUACUAGCUUGGAGUGAUCAACCAUUACCGCCACUUUUAAGAUCGCAUAGAUAUUUAGCGUGUCAAACGCAUCGUGAAUUAAAAGAGGCAUUAUAUAAUGAUAUGAUCGAAUACUUUGAUAAAGGUAAAAUGUGGGAAUGUGCGCUUGCAGUAUGUAAAGAAUUAGUUACACAAUACGAAGAAGAGACAUUUGAUUAUUACCAACUUUCUGUAUUAUUGACGCGCAUGGCAAGGUUUUAUGACUCAAUAGUAAAACAAUUAAGGCCUGAGCCUGAAUAUUUUAGAGUUGCGUAUUAUGGACGUGGUCACCCAGCAUUUUUACAAAAUAAGGUAUUUAUUUAUCGUGGAAAAGAGUAUGAGCGUCUCAGUGAUUUUUGUUCACGAACAUUAAAUCAGUUACCAAAUGCAGAACAAAUGAAUAAAUUGUCUCCUCCUACUUCGGAAAUGCUAGAAUCCAAUCAUCAAUAUGUCCAAAUUAAUAGGGUAGAUCCAUUAAUGGAUGAAAAAAGGCAUCGUCUUAGUGGGAAACCUAUAACAGCAGAAGCAGUUUUGAGAUAUCAUCGAGUGAACGACGUUCAACGUUUUCGGUUUUCAAGACCAGCACCAAAGAAAGAUUUAAUCUCUACUACUGCAAAUUCUGGUGAUAAAGAAACGAAUACUGUUACCAAUAACGAGUUUGCUUCACUAUGGUUAGAAAGAACAGUACUCGUUACGAGUCACCCUUUGCCAGGCAUUCUUAGAUGCUUCCCUGUUACAUCUAGUGAAACCUAUUUAGUUAGUCCCCUUCGUAAUGCAAUUGAAACAAUGGAAGCUACAAAUACUACAUUAAGAGAUUUAAUCUUAGCACACAGAGCUGAUAAUAAUAUUCCGCUAAAUCCGCUUAGUAUGAAACUAAAUGGUAUAUUAGAUCCAGCGGUAAUGGGUGGUAUAGAUAAUUAUGAGAAAGCGUUCCUUAAUUCUGAAUAUCGCAGUGCUCAUCUAGAAGAAAGUUCCGAUCUUUUAAAACUAGAGGGGCUAAUCGCUGAACAAAUUCCAUUACUGAGUGUUGGUGUCCAAUUACAUAAAGUACGUGCUCCGCCUGAAUUGACUCCGUUUCAUCAACGUUUGGAGCAAUGUUUUACAUCAAUGCGGAAUCAAGUAGAGGCGAAAUAUGGGAAAAGGACAUGCGAUCUACAAAUUGAAAGCUUAACUCAACCUGUUAUGAUGAGAAGACAUCAAAGUUCAAGAGGCGAGAAUAAUCGAUUAUCUGAAUCACAUAUUAUGAAUUCAGACUGUGGAACUCACUCCAGGGUAUCCUCUCUUACAAGAUCCCAAGUUGCAACAUUCAAGUCGCUCGCCUCAUUCAAUUUUAACAACAGUAUACCUUCAUCUGGUACUCAAAACGUCAGUUUGUCAAGGAAUUGUUCAAUACGUUCACAUAUAUUAUCAACUGCAUCUCUACAAAAGGCAUUAGGAAGUCCAAGUCCAGGGACAAAUAAAAAGAAAGAUUCAAAACGAAGAAGUUCACGCAAGAGUGAUUCAGUUGCAUCAACAAAAAGUGAUCAGCCGACGAGUCAGUGGUAUACUACAGCAGAUGUACCACAAAUUACGUCGUCCCCUGUCACUCCAUUAAUGUCCAGUUUUCCUACUACUCCAAUAUUCGAACUUCGUCAAGAGCUAACACCUAAACGCCCUUUGAGGUCGGAAGUAGAAAAGGAAAGAAGAAUAAGUAAUCGUUUAUCUGGGCAAUCUCAACAUUAUUUAAGGAACAUAAACAAUGGAAUGGAUUCAAGUAGUUUAGGGAAAGGAAAUAGAGAUAGUAUUGGUACUACAGACAGUACAGCGUCUGAAGAUGACCCACCACCACCCUUACCUAUGAAAACACGCGAGGCUGAUUAUUGUAAUCUUCCAGAAGAAUUGCCUGUUCAGCAUUGUGGAACAGGUAGCCUAAAUAACUUUAAUCGAUCUUUAGGACAAUGGUCAAAAAACAAACUUCCAACCCCUACAGACGAUCUUGACAUUCAAACAAAGCCACCCACUCCACCUCCGAAGCCAAAAAGGCCGCCUUAUAGCUUAAACAAACUUAUUCUUCCCUCAGAUAUAGAUAAUUUUAGUCAAGACCCGUCCGUAACUUGAUUCAAAUUAUUUGAUGAUCAUGUGUCUUGCCAGUAUACUGAAAAUUACAUAUAAUGGUUAUACAUAUAGGCUCUAGUUACAGUAGGAAAUUAAAAAGUUACCAUUUACAUCUUAUUAUGUACCUUUUCUUUUUGUAAAGUAAAAAACUAUCUAUCACUGUUAAGGAUAACAGAAUAGUAGUAGUUCAGCAUAUUUUCAGUAACAUGACAAAUGUAUUGAGAAUUAGAUUUAAUUUUAUACUUUUACCUUUAUUCCAUCCAAUCGAGAAAUUUUUGAAUAAAUUGAAUAUAUUGCUAUUAAAUAUGAUAAAGGUAUAACAAUUUUUAAAAAAAAUUUACAAUUUAUAAUUUUAUACUUAUAAAUGGAAAAACAUCUUUAUAUAUGCAUAUAUAUUAUAAAUUCUUCACUUUAUAUUUUAUAAAUACAUUUAUAGAAGUAUAAGUUUGGAAUAUACCUGUAUUCACAAAUGUUAAUUAACAUAUUGAGCAUAUUUACUAAUGCCAUUGAUAUCAAAGUCUUUCAUUUAUAGAAGACUUUAUACUCAUUACAAGACAUAUAUAUAUAUUAUAUAUUAUAUAUAUAUAUAUAUAAAAGUUAUGCAUAAUAUGUUUCUUAAGAAGCAGAUAUUAGAAUUUUCACUGCGUAUUUUUAUAGAUUUUUAUAAUACGUGUUUACUCGAUUUUCGCUGUAAUAACAUUUUUGAACAAAUUAUACUGUUAUUGUUGCUAAUCUUUUUUAAUAUAGAUAAAAUUUAGAAAGCUGUUUUUAAAUUUGAAAUAAUUUUUUAAUAUCUGUUUUCUUUGAAAGCUCGAUUUUAUAUAUACACCAUAGUAUUAUUAAUACCUAACUAUUACCUAAGCAUUACCAAUUUAUUGUGAUGUACUAAUAUAAAUUAAAAGUUUGUUUUUACGAAUCAGUUGACAAGAUGAUGUUUAAAAUGUUAAAUUAUUUAAAACAAUGAAGACUUAAUUUUAUAUAAUCCUGAAAUAAAAAAAUAAGUCACUUUGUAUGCAGUACACAAUCAGUAUAUUAUAGAGUUUAUAGCAUGUUUAUUUACUCAAUUUUUAUAUAUCAUGACAGAAUAUUUUAUAACGAAACAAAUUUUUAUGUAUUUUUAUACAAUUAUACAAAUUUGUUAUAAAGCACUACAUCAUUCGACAGGAUUAUUGUGUUUUUGUUUUUGACAUGCAAAUGUAUAACAAAUUUGUAAGAAAAAGCAAACGUAUCUUCGAUUAUAAAAUAUUAUAUAAUUUUUUAAAUUGCGAUUAUUAUGUGAGUCUCAUACCAAAGAGAUUAGUGCUUUAUUUAUUUUGUUAAUAGGUUGUAUAUGUCAUUUAAGAAAUGUUAUAUCACGCAUUAUUCACAUAAAACAAAAACAAAUAAAUUCGUUCUUUUCAAA